AGAUGCCCUAUAGUUACUCUCAACCAUCCACAUCCGAAGCUAGUUGAAAUAGUGGAGAGGCGAGUGCCGAUGCAAAUUGGGGUGUUCCAGUCAAAUGUUUUUGUGGUAAGCCUGUAACACUUCAAGUGUGCAAAACUGGUUACAAGCAAGGCGAAAGAGUGUACAAAUGCCUAAUGCUUAAAGAUGAAGAGUACGAGUCCCGAAACCACCUUAUUCAGUGGUGGGAUCAGGCGGUAACUGAGGAGCUUGAGAAGGUAAAUCACUCACUUGAUUCUGCACUAAGACAAGGACAACUAGCAUGUAAUCAUGCUUUGGAGUCUAUCCGGGAAACUGUUCAUCUUAUGCAAGGCGAAAUUGAAACCCUUAAAGAAAGGUUACUGCCCAAAGAAGUCGAGAUUGAUAGGCUUAGGGCAUUACUUUCUACAUGGUAAUCAUAUGAUGUGUUUUAUGUUAUUGAGGAUGGUCUAUGGCAUUAUGUUAUGUUUCUGGAUUUUAUGUAAUAUUUGAACCUAAUUAGACAUGUAUUUUCCUAUUUUAAAUUA
This is a messenger RNA of Arabidopsis thaliana (thale cress), 542 nucleotides long. RefSeq names its product mutator-like transposase. The transcript is spliced from 2 exons. The record is from RefSeq and is marked reviewed. Bases 174 to 431 code for a protein of 85 amino acids. Lineage: Eukaryota; Viridiplantae; Streptophyta; Magnoliopsida; Brassicales; Brassicaceae.